Molecule: messenger RNA, 2292 nt
Organism: Cydia pomonella (codling moth)
Lineage: Eukaryota; Metazoa; Arthropoda; Insecta; Lepidoptera; Tortricidae
Product: probable peroxisomal acyl-coenzyme A oxidase 1
Exons: 11
Coding region: 329-2104 (591 amino acids)
Biological process (GO): fatty acid beta-oxidation using acyl-CoA oxidase; lipid homeostasis
Cellular component (GO): peroxisome
Molecular function (GO): FAD binding; fatty acid binding; acyl-CoA oxidase activity
Source: RefSeq, a predicted model, not a curated record
AGGUUAGGUUAUUGACGAUUCAAUACUCCAAUGAUUUACAAAGUUAUUAACCACAUGACGGAGAAUUACGCAACGAAACUUCCUCAAUGCCGGUAGCAAUGUUGCUCGCGGUUUCUCCUAUGUGUUACGUUCAUUUACCGCUAGCGCGAAGUCCGACCAGCUGUGAACGCACUUUGCUCUCAAAAUCUCAAGAUUACAUAUAAAUUAUCAAUAUUAUCAGUAUUAUCACAAUUAUCUCAGAGAUACACGCGCAUUGUAAACAAAUGAACGCGUAACCGGAAUAACAAGUCUCAGUGACACCUAGACCUCAAGCGGAGCGCACGUCAAAAUGGUUGUGAGCAGGAAAGUGAAUGAAGACCUGCAGAAAGAGCGGGACAGAUGCACGUUCAAUGUGCGAGAGUUGACACAUUAUCUGGAUGGAGGGGAAAAGAUUACGAAUUAUCGGAAGGAAUUGGAGAACAAAGUCCUGAAGGUCAAAGGGCUGAGAGAUGAAGUGCCUGAAGAAUAUCUCAGCCACAAGGAGCGGUAUGAGAACGCGGUGCGGAAAGCGGUCAUCAUGCACCAGGCCCUGGGAAACCUGGAUGAGAAUAACCUCAGCGUGGAGGAGAAAGCCAGGUUAGGCCUCCGCACCACAAUAACAUCAGCCAUCUUUAAGGACAACUCUCCGCUGAUGCUGCACUAUUCCAUGUUCACCAACGUCAUCGCUGGACAGGGAGAUGAUGAGCAGCAGAAAUACUGGCUGCCGAAGAUCAGGAAUAUGAACAUUAUUGGGACAUAUGCUCAGACCGAGUUAGGCCACGGGACGUUCAUCCGUGGUCUCGAGACGACGGCCGAAUACGACCCCAAGACUGAAGAGUUCGUCCUGAACAGCCCCAAGUUGACGGCCUACAAGUGGUGGCCCGGAGGAUUGGCGCACACAGCAAACCACUGCGUCGUCAUGGCCCACACAUACAGCCGCGGCAAAAGCUGUGGCAUCCAGCCCUUCAUUGUUCAGAUCCGGGACCUGGACACCCACAUGCCGAUGAAGGGCGUGAAGCUGGGCGAGAUAGGCGCCAAGCUGGGCUUCAACACUGUCAAUAACGGGUUCCUGGGCUUUGAGAACCAUAGGAUACCAAGAGAUAGGAUGUUGAUGAAGUAUUCACAGAUGAAGAAGGAUGGCACCUUCGUAUCGGGACCUAGCAGCAAGCUAGUCUACGGAACCAUGGUCUACAUCAGGAUGACCAUCCUGUGCCUCAUGGGCAACUGCCUCGGCAAAGCGGUCACCAUCGCCACGCGCUACGCGGCUGUUAGGAGGCAGUCGCAACCUAAGCCUAAUCAACCAGAGCCCCAGAUCCUCGACUACGUGACCCAACAGCACAAGCUGUUCGUGUCCAUAGCGACAAGCCACGCGUACUACAUUAACUGCUACCGGCUGUGGACCAUCUACAAGAAGGUCAAUGAUGAGCUAGCUACCGGGAACCUGGAGAACCUGGCGGAGCUGCACGCCCUAUCCUGCUGUCUCAAGGCCACAACCACAGCAGACACCUCGAUACUAGUGGAGCGGUGCAGAACAUCGUGUGGAGGUCAUGGCUACAUGCUUUCGUCAAAUCUACCGCAGACGUACGCGAACGUCACCGCUGCAUACACUUACGAGGGAGAGAACACUGUCCUUCACUUACAAACUGCGAGGGCUUUGAUAAAAGCUGGCACGCAAGUAGCGUCAGGACAGCCGGUGAGCCCGUCCAUGGCUUACCUAGCCGACCGCAGCAAAAUGACCAAGUGGGACAACUCAGUCAACGGUAUCGUUAAAGGAUUCGAGAAAGUCUCUGCCGGGAAAGUGGAGGCCUGUCUAUACAGCAUGCAGAGGCACAUGAACGACGGAAAAAGUCAAGAGGAUGCGUGGAAUCUUACGUCGGUGCAGCUGGUGGCUGCUUCCGAGGCUCACUCCCGAGUGAUUCUCCUGUCAGUGUACAAGUCAGAGCUAGAAGCGACCUCCUUCGCUCUCAGCGGGGAAACUAGAACUGUCCUGUACCAGCUGUUAGAGUUGUACGCGGUCUACUGGGCGCUGGAGCGGCUAGGCGACCUGCUACUGGUGAGUGAAAUUAGUUUUACAAGUGACUGGUAAGUAUAGUCUAUAGGUAUGCCUGCGAUAUUUCCGGACCGAUACGACCCCUUCAAGAAAAGAGCGUACCUACUCGCAUCUUAAAGGCCGGCAACGCACUUGCAUCCCCUCUGGUGUCCAUGGACAUCCCGCUUGCCUCCCACGCACCUGCAUUCCAUGAACGACGUCCUCUUUCGCUUAUUCUUCAACUC